AUGAGGCCGAGCGCGACGCCCCCAGGACGCCAGACCCACGCCCUCACUCCGAAUUGUCCAAUCAGCGCGAAGCAAAGGGGGCACGCCCCGCCUCUGGCCGAGCCCCCGGGGGGGAGGGGAGGGCGCUCUAUAAGAGGACUGGCACUAGGGCGCAGGGGCUCUGAAUGCGAUAGCUGGAAAAGCUUGUGGGGGGGUUUCUGUUCAGCACUCAAGGCUGGAACCCUGAGGAGCAGGAGCCCCGAGAGCCGCCCUCGCGCCUGCGCCCGGCUAUCCUCCUCUGCCUUCUCCUCCUCCUCCCUUCCCUCGGGCCCCCUCCCUGCCUUUACCUUGGCCUUUGCUCGCCUGCCGCAGGGUCCCGAGCGUUCGGGCCGGCCGUCCAGCCCUCCCGGAGCUCGCGCCUCCCUUAACGCCCGAUCCGCAAGGGAGGAGGAGGAAAGGCGCGCGCGGGGGUGGGGGGCUGGGGGGUGGUGGGAGGGUGGGGAAGGGAGGUCUUCGUCUUGCGGGGGAGCGAUGGUGCCUGCCCAGGAGGAGUCUUCCUCGGGGUACGGGAUGAGCUCCAGUUCUCCGCCUCAGGGGGGCGUCUCCUCCCAGCCCUCGGAGGGACCCGAGACACCAGCGGAGAAGGAAGAGGUGACGGGGUCCUCUAGCCGAGCCACGCACUUACCCCCCGAAGGUGGCUGGGGCUGGGUAGUGAUGCUGGCCGCCAUGUGGUGCAACGGGUCGGUUUUCGGCAUCCAGAACGCGUGCGGGGUGCUCUUCGUGUCCAUGCUGGAGACCUUCGACUCCAAAGAGGGCACCGCGAUGGUGUUUAAGACAGCUUGGGUGAGUUCUCUGUCCAUGGGAAUGAUCUUUUUCUGCUGUCCUAUAGUGAGUGUAUUCACAGAUAUAUUUGGAUGUCGGAAAACAGCUGUUGUUGGGGCUGCUGUGGGGUUCAUUGGACUUUUGUCUAGUUCUUUUGUAAGCUCCAUCGAGCCUCUCUAUCUCACAUAUGGAAUUAUAUUUGCCUGUGGUUGCUCAUUUGCAUACCAGCCAUCGUUGGUCAUUUUGGGACAUUAUUUCAAGAAACGCCUGGGACUGGUGAAUGGCAUCGUCACUGCUGGCAGCAGCGUUGUCACAGUAUUACUCCCUUUCAUCUUAAGGGAACUGAUUGAUAAACUGGGCCUGUUUAAUACACUCAGAGUUCUAUGCAUCUUCAUGUUUGUCCUGAUUCUGGCUGGCUUUACCUAUAAACCUGUUAAUUCCUUUGCCAAAGAUAAAGACAGUGGGAAGAAAGGAGAAAACAAAUUCUUUCUCAUUUCCAGGAGAAAAUUCAGUCCUCCCAAAAAAGUCUUUAAUUUCUCCAUCUUCAAGGUUACAGGUUAUUCUGUCUGGGCUUUUGGAAUUCCCCUUGCACUUUUCGGAUAUUUUGUGCCUUACGUUCAUUUGAUGAAUCAUGUAAAAGAGAAAUUUGCCGAACAACCAAAAAAAGAAAUCGUCCUCACGUGCAUUGGGAUCACUUCAGGAGUUGGACGAUUGCUCUUUGGCAGAAUUGCAGACUUUGUGCCUGGUGUUAAAAAGGUUUACUUACAGGUAAUCUCCUUUUUGUUCAUUGGUUUGAUGUCUAUGAUGAUUCCCUUGUGUAGUGUCUUCUGGGCACUCAUAGCUGUCUGCCUCAUCAUGGGUCUCUUUGAUGGAUGUUUCAUCUCUAUCAUGGCUCCCAUUGCCUUUGAAUUAGUUGGACCCCAGGAUGUCUCCCAAGCCAUAGGAUUUCUGCUUGGAUUCAUGUCUGUUCCCAUGACCGUGGGCCCACCCAUUGCAGGUUCACUCAAGGACCACCUAGGUUCUUAUGAUGUGGCCUUCUACGUCGCUGGGAUCCCACCCCUACUAGGAGGAGCUGUGCUUUGUUUAGUCCCAUGGAUCCAUGAAAAAUGGAAACAAAAAGAAAUGAGUCUUGAAGGAGGGGAGAAGCUGGAGAAAAUGUUGGAGAACCAGACUACCCUGCUCCCAAGUUCAUCUGCAAUCAUUAAGAAAGACUCUGAUCCUGUUUUUUAAUGCUCCAGGCUUCUGCCAGACUGGACUUGCUUUCCAAAGUUACAGCAAGUUUUCUUUUUUUAUGAAUUAAAAAAAAUUUUAUAGCAUUAUAGGAAUAGCACUAGAGAGGGGAAAACAAGAUCACUAUCAAGCAAGAACCCUUUCUUAUAAUAAUUUUCUGACAUUUCUGAGUUUGAAGGCAGGGACAUUGGUACUAAAAAAUCAUGGCUUGAAAUCAAAUCUUGUCUCUGAGAAAAAGAUCUGGGCUUCUCACAGGAAAAUCAAGUUCUGGAAACUGUGAAAGCUUAUUUACAUGUGUAAAGAUUAUAAAAUACCUCAAGUUACACUGGAAGGGUUGCAGUCCGAUUAGGACUAGAAGGAAAGUUUGCCUAGUCUCUAAACUAUGGUACUAAUCAGUUCUGGUAUCUCUGUUUUUAACUUCUAAUGCUAUAUUAAAUAAUUUUUUAAAAAUAAAGCAUAGAUUUUAGACUUCCUAGAUCGACCUACACUAUGCUUUGCUGCUGAUAAGUUAUGAAAUGCAUUCUCAUAAUAUCCCUAACUUGUUCCAGUGUGAAUUCCUGUUUUUGAGCCAAAAGGGGCCUUUUCUAUGGCUGGAGCUAAAAUGUAUGCUCAUUAAAUAUGUGAGACUCCAGUAUUUCUAGGAGCAGAGUGGUAGAGAAUUCAGCCAUUUCUUCCAUUUUAUAUUCCCCAGGGUGGGCCUAUAGUGUGUUUUAACACUUGAAUAGCCUGUAAUUUGCAGGGUUAAAAAAACAAACAACAAAUCCAGAUCAAAUUAUAAAAGCCUUUGAAUCACAAUCUAAAGUAUACUAGAAUGAAUAAGAGAAAACUUGAUAACUUGUAUUUAAAAUUCUUUUGCUCUUCUGGGUCUGUUAGAUCCAAAAUGCUGAUUUUUUUUUUUUUUUAGAUGCAUGUUAGGCAUGCACCAAGCUGCAGUUAUACGCACAAAAAAGACAAAAAUCUUGUAUUCCUGUAGACAUUAUCCAUUUCUAACAGAACUAGUUGCUUAAACUCUUCUCUAUGAAUGUAAUGGGUCUGAUUUUACUCCAAAUCAUUUGUCAAAACAAUUUUCCAUGCCUAUAACUGCCUGGAAAAGAUAUAUGUAUAAUUAUUUGUCUGUCUUGGUUCCCUUUCUAUUAACAUUCCUGCUACUUCAGCCCUAAAAAUAAAAUCCUAACCAAUCCAUGACUUAUUCACAUUAAAAACUAGACAAAAACUUUCCUUCAACUUCAGGAUUAGUUUUUAAUCUUUGUUUUUGUUCAAGUCAUUGCAAAUGAAUAUUCAAUAUGUACUUGAAGCCUAACUGUAUGCAAAUCAUUUUGGAUAUACAUUUAGAUCUUCCUUAAAGAUAGCUUUUUACACACCUGGGGAGAUUGCCUAUAUUUGCCAGAUGUCUUUCUUCCUUUCCCAGGUACCACUGGGCUUUUUCUAAAUACUUCUCAAAUUCUUUGCCCUAGGGGAAUGGGGAGAGGUUAGAGGGAGUGAGAAAAGUGAAAAUGUCUCCAGUUCUCACUCUUCAUUUUUUCUUUUCUUGCUCUCUCCUCUCUCUUUCCCUCUCCCUCUUCUCCUCCUCUUCUUCUCUCCCUCCCUCCCUCCUUAUCUCUCUCUCUCUCUCCCUCCCUCCUCUUUCUCUCUCUCUCUCUCUCUCUCUCUCUCUCUCUCUCUCUCUCUCUCUCUCUCUCUCUCUUCCCUCCCUCCCUCCCUCCUCUCUCUCUCUCUCUCUCUCUCUCUCUCUCUCUCUCUCUCUCUCUCUCUCUCUCUCUCUCUCUCUCUCUCUCUCUCCUUUCUUCCUUACUUUUUAAAUAAUAACUUUAAAGCAAACAGGGUUUAAGUGACUUGCAUAGGGUCACACAGUUAGGACUUAUCUGAGGCCAGAUUUGAAGUCAGGCCCUCCCAACUCCAGGCCUGGCAAUCCAUUCUAGUGGAGCCAAUUAGCUGCCCCCUACCUUCUUUCUCCCUUCUAGGCCUGGGUACUAAGAAGGUACUUUGGUACUAGAAACACAUCGCUUUAAAUCAAAUCACACUUGUCUAUGAGAGAAGUUAUAUUACUUUCAUACCUUGCUUCUGGGUAGGAGAACUCUCUGAAAGAAUUAUAAAUAGUAUGAGCAAUCUGUUAUCUUUUUUGAGGAGAAAAGCAUUGUCAGUUGAACAGUUUUGUGGAAAACAAUAGUUAAAAAAAUUUUUUUUGCAAUAGUUUACUUGCUCUCUGGCAACUUGUAUCUAUUAAAUAUACUUUAGUUUAUUAAGGUUAUUAAGUAAUUUAGAACAUAAUGACAUUCUUUUAGUUGUUUACUUUAGUUGAAACUUUCAUUCAUAUAACACAAUUAUUCAGUUUCCUAUAUAAUUUGUCUACAAAACUCUGUUAAACAUCCUGUUUCUUUUUUCAUUUUUCAUUUUUUUCUUUAGGUCUUUUAUACUUUAAUAAAAAACAACCAACCAUUACCAUACAUAUUUUGGCCAUACUGACCUCUGAUACUUAUAGGUAGAGCUAUUUGAUCAUUAUGCAUAAUUGCAUAUAAACUAACAAUCUCCUCUUUAUUUGUGUCCUGUUAGCUUUCUUUGGCAAGAUAAGGUGAUACUUUCUCAUUUAAAAAAAAUGCUUUUAAGAGUUCUAUAGAAACACACGUGAACAAGAACAACCUUAGAGGUUGCCAACAUAAAGUUUAUUAUUUGAACACAAUCCACAAAGUUUUGUACUAAGUAAGAGUUCACUGAUAAUUUUUACAAAGUGAGUAGAUAUCUGAAAAAUAGGAAAUUCACUCCAAAGAACUUCAAAACCUUUUACUAUUUUACAAUUUGGCUUGUUUUGGAGAAAGCAAUAGUUGACUAAAACCUGAAGAAAUUAUCUUUUUUCUUUUUUGCCAUUUUCCCAUAGCUAAAUGACUCAAAUGUUCAUAAUAAAAAAAGAGUUCUCUGCAAUGUUGUGUGUUUGUGUGUGUAUUGCAUAUCUAGUUGGUUUUUUUUUUAAUAGCAUGGCAUUAACUAACAUUGACAUACUCUAAAUUUUUUUUAAAUUUACUACUAUAAUAAAAGUUACUGUUCAUUAAAGAACAAACAUCAUUUUUAUAUCAUAUGAGCUGCUAAAUUCUACAAGGAAAAACUUACUUAGUAAAAGAAUAUACAGAAAGUAGUCCCAAGGUAUACCAUGGUCUAAAAUAUAUAGACAAAGAAAUUUAAUUUGUUAAAGAGUUCCAAACCAAGAGAUAUUAUUUUAGGAUGAAUAUCCUAAAUAAUAUUAUUAUUCAAAUAAUACUCAAAAUAAAUGCUUUUUGAUUUCUAAAGUGCAACAGGACAAUACACUGCUUCAAGAUGAUCUGUUGUGUCUUGCUUUGUUUUGUUUUAUCCAGAGACAUUUUUAGGGUGGAAAACAUCCAAUACUAGAAUUCUUUGUUGUUCUAUAUUUCCCUUCUGAUUCUGAUAGGGCAUUUCAAAUAUUUGAAUUAUUUUGGGAUAUUGGGGAAAGUUCUUUGAUUUUAUCCAAGAAGAACUACAGGUUCAAUUUCAGUCUGUGUAGAUGCCAAAGGAAUAAAAAAUUUCUUUUUCUCAAUUAAUUAGGGUUUUAUUUUCAUGGAUGUUCCCUGGGCAUAGGGCUUGCGGGGAAUGGGUCAUCCAUUCGUAAUGUACUAUUCAAAUCCAGAGUAUCUCCUAUGAGAUAUUUUGCCUUCUAGAUACUAUAGUUUUGGCAUUCUUUGAACAGCACAAUUUAAAGAUUUAUAUCCUAUAUACAUUUUUUUUUUGGUUGCAUAGCUAAGAGUACAAGUAAAAAUGGAAACUUUUUCUAUCCUCAAAAACACAGAUGUGGUUUUUGUCCAAGCUAUCAUUUCCAUUGAUCAUAUAUUCACAAAAUAACUCAUAUGUUGUAUUCUACUCUUUUACAAAUAGAUAAAUCGCAAAGCUGGAAAAACCUUAUAUGACCAUUCACAACUUUUUAAGGGUUUUGACCUGCAGUAAGAAUGGUUGGGAGUUAAAAUGUCUUUUUCAGUUAUAAAAAUGUGCUUUAAGCCUGAAAGAUUGCUGCUAUAAAAUAAUCAGCAUAGCUCUAUUCUAUUUUAUUCUCAGAAACGUAAGGCGGCAUGGCAGGAAGAAGUCAAGUUCUGCCUCUGACAUACGCUGAAUGUACAACCCUGGGCAGUUUAAUUUAACUUGUUAGUACUCUAGGCAACUCUUCACAACCUGAAUUGCAGAAAAGGGUCUGACUUGCAUUGGUAGAGAAGUCCCCUAACAUGGAUGUUACCUGGACUACUGAAAUCACAGGUCCAGUCCCUAUCCUAAGAUUAAUGCCAUAUUUAUAUUAUUAAUGGUCCCUUGAAAGAGUAAUUUUAUAUUUUCUCUAGUUUUGAAUGAAUCUAAGUCCAAUGUUUAUUGAGGCAGUUUUCCCAUUUAGUCUGUAAAUGACUCAAGGUGUUAAAAUGGGAAGAGUGACUGGAUUAGAGUAUUCCAAGGACCUUGGUUUGAAUGUUGCUUUUCUGCUGUGUCUGACCUUGGGCAGUCAUUUGAUCUCUCCAGCUUCUCCCUUCAUCAUCUAGGAAAUGAGGGAAUUGCUUUAGAUAAGAGGUUCUUAAUCUGGGGGCUGUAAAGCAGUUUGAUAACUUUCCAUGUACUUGGUUUCCAUUUGAAUCCCAGGUUUUGACUUAUUUAAAGCCUGAGGGGUCCAGAGGUUUCAGCAGACUACCAAAGGGAGCCAUUAUACAGAAAAGAUUUAGAACCCCUGUGCGAAUGUUCUCUAAGGUUUCUUCCACCUUUAAAUCUUGUUGGAGAAGCUAUAAAACCAUACGUAUUAUUCCCUUUUGUCAAUAUUACAUUUCUUGCAUCCCUGUUGCCUUUAAUAUUAUUAGCUCAUUAGAAAGCUGAAGUUUUGUCUUUUUUAUUUCAGUGGUCCUGAUUUAGGCAACCUAUGUCAGCUGGUGGUGCAUUUUCUACUAUAGACUCUUCUCUUUUCCUAUAUUGACAAUCUCUUUAUUUUCAUUCCUCUCUUUCCUUAAAAAGAAAAAAGGUUGUCAAUGGAAUCCUUACCUACAUUGAUCAUGUCUUAGACUCCAUUCAUAAUGCAGAUUUUGAGGUUUCUGAUCUUGCCAUGGAUUACCCAACCCUGGCAGAGUCUGCUAGAGGACUCCAAAGUUUAAUUUAUAGAGAAUUGAAAUGGAUAAGAAUAACCAAUCUAUAUAAACUGGUCUUAUUAUUAAAAGAACCAAAAGACUGACUGGGGAAGGAAAGAAUGAGAUUGUCAACAUGCUUUUUGUUGACCACAUGAGACAUUUUAUUAAUAUUUAAGUGUUUCAAAGCUCUAUGUAAUUUGAACAUUCCAUGAGAGAAAAAAGUAGAAGACAAUCUCUUGACAUAAAUAUUUUCCUAUACAAUGCUCUUAUUUUUAGGUAGCCUGGUAUAAAAGGAAGGUAGGUGGAACAGUGAAUAGAGCAUCAGAGCUGAGUCAAGAAGACCCAAGUUCCAAUUCUGCUUCAUGCAUUUAUUAGCUAUGUGACCCUGAGCAAGUCACUUAAUCUCUGUCUGCCUCUGUUUCCUUAUCUGUAAAAGUGCACCUUGUGAGGAUAAAAUGAGAUCAUAUUCGUAAAGUGCUUUGCAAACCUUUAAGUCUUCUAUUAAUGCUAGCUCUUAUUUUCCAUUGCAGCCUUACUAUGAGAGGUUGCUGGGUAUAGAAGCAAGAGUCCAUUAUCUAAAAUCAGAGGUGGGCAGGGCCCACAGUCACAGCUGAGUUCUGCUCCUUGUUACCUUGUUAUGGUGGGCAAUGCAUCACUGUAAACCCUUGCAUCUUCAUUUCCAGAUCUGUAAAAUUAGAGAUUUGGUCCAAAUUCGAGGAUCUAUAUAUAACCUUGCUACUUAGUCCUUGACAUGGGAACCCUUUAGAAAGAUGGACUUUGACUAUAUCAAGAAUUAAGUUCCUUGAAUGGGACUCCAGGUGAGUGGAGCUUAUGCUAAAUUCCAUUUCACAGCGAAUGGAAUGGAGAUGUCCUAGUGUAUUAUUAGCCUCAAUUAAUUUUAUUAGAAGUACAAAUUGUGAAUUUAUGUUAGCUUAAGGCCUUAGCAACUCUUUCAUGAUAGGAAAAAUACUUUUAAAUAAAGCUUUAAGAAAAAAGAAAUAUAGUAGUUUGUAUUGAAUCUUCAAUGUUAUUAAAAAUUGGUGGGCAAUUUUAUGUUAGAGAGAACUACUUUGUUCUAGUGCAUUUGUCAAGAAUAGAAAGGUAAUGGAUGGAGUGGGAGGUGUAAGAAGGUGGAUUUUGGGCUGAUUAACACAAAAUACUUAAAAAAUAGAAGGUAAGCUGAUUUUUUUUUAUCACAAUUGUAUUUUCUUGUUAGCAUUUGAAAGAACUGUAUCUUUGUUAGAGAUGCCAACCAAUUAUGGCAGUCUCCUGUAGUACUGCUUAUUAGUACUAACAACAACAAAAAGUGUCAUCUUCAUUAGUUUGAAAUUCAAAUAGCUUGGGCAAGCUAGUUGGCUCAGUGGAUAGAGAGCCCAGGCCUGGAUUCAAAUCUAGUCUCAGAUACUUCCUCCUGGGCAAGUCACUUAACCCCAACUGCCUACCCUUUCCACUCUUUUGACUCUAAGAGGGAGGUAAGGGUUUAAAAAAAUGAAAUAAAAUUUAAAUAGUAAUAUAGUACUAACUUAAUCCUUGAGGGGAAAUUUCACAUUACUAGUUUGGUAAGUGAUUAUAAGCAUUGCUUUUGGGGUCAAGAGUUGUAUUGGUAAAGAGGAUUUUUUGAUUAGCCAGUGGUCGAUAUUUAGAAUAUUUCUGGCAGCCGAAAGCAAUGAUGUUGAUAGUAUUAAUUGGAACUAUUUGAUUUGCAAUUUGAAUUUUGUAUUCAUUCACCUCUUUGACAGAAAUAGUCCCAUUCCUUGGCGUUUUAUGCAUAGUACAGGCUAGUACUCUGUGGAAAACUAAGUCAGAGAAAAUGAUGCUUCACCUUACACUUUUCAGCAACAAAAGAGAAUGUUCGUAUCUAUUUCAUUUCUGGCAUCCAAAUUGCAUAACCAUACACAUUGGCACAUGCUAGACAACUCUUUCUGAGAAAAUUAAGGUCCAUAAACAUAUUCAGUGUCAUAUUUUUAUUGUGCAGAUUUUAUUUUAAACUUGGUUAUUGAAAAAUAAAACCUAAGCUUUGGUUUUGCAAAGAUCAUGGAAAAUUUGUUCUUUUUGAGAAGUAGAUGCUUUUAUGGGAGUAGAAAGAAAUACAUACAUUCAGGGGAUUCUGAUAAAUCCCCCUUUAGAGUCCCAUUUACCACACUUCCAGAGCUAUCUCUUUUUUUGUAAAGAACGCUUUAUGGUAAGCAUUUUAUAGAUUAACAUUAGAAAAGAGUAUACAUUUACCUCAUUUUUGAAAGCUGAACUAAUGCAUUAGAAUACUAUUUCUUAUCAAUUUAGAAAGCCAUGGAGGCUUAAAUGUAACCUUUUAUCUGUAUUUGAUCAUUGACAAUCAUUAUUGACUACCUCAGCUUACAGAAUCAAGCUGAAACUAUUUCAUAAGAUUUAAUUUCAUCAGAAGAGAUUCUUAGGGCUUUCUGUUUUGUUAGACAAUUUGUGAAUGUGGAGAUAAUAAUUUAGGAUAUGUAUGUCAUCCAAAUGUCAGCACCCUGUGUUUUAUGAGUGUCAGUGACUGGCCCAUUCUGGCAAAUGAAAAUAGGAGUAAGGAAAGGAAUGGUAACUUCCAUGGCCUUUGAAAUUACCUAAAGGAGAGAGAGUCAAUGAAUAUAAUGUGCUAGUGACUCAGUUAUAAAAAUAUAUUGCCAAUUAGAAAAUGGUUAGUGCCGUACUUGGCAAUUUGUUUAAACUUUUCCAGGAGUACAGAAAUGACCAUGGUUGUGCCUUAUUGAUAAUUUUGCGGAGGUCUCCUUUCAGGAAGCAAGCAUCCCUUUCUUAGGUGGGCCAGAAAUCAUGGCAAUGGAUGUCGAUAAUCCUGGUGCUUUUAAAAUAUAUAUACUAUUGUUAAAGAUGUUGCAUUUGUGUAGGUGAUAAGUUUCUUCAAAGUAAGAAUAUGUAUUAUUAGAAAUGAUUAUAAAAUCUAUUUAAAAUCAAAUUUGGUCUGUUCAAAUAUAUUAGAACCCCUAAUUGCAUUUGCAAAUAUGUUAAAGUAUUUUAAACAAUCUUACUGUACAUUUUCCCUGAACUUUUAAAAAUUCUUCUGGUACAUGUACUAAUGGUGGUCAGUGAUGGCUCCAGAUGACUACCUUCCCAAUAUAGUUGGCAUACAAUUAUUUCAGGGAACAAAAAAAUUAUUAUUAAUGUUCUACUUUGACUAAAGAAUUUCUUUGCAAAAACAGAACAAAAAUAAUCCUACAAGUCAUGUUCUUACUUGUGUUGUUUGCUUUUUUUCACCAAAGGAAGAUUAAGUAUGGUACUGAACUUAAUGUUCCUUUUGAAAUGUUAUCCUUGUAUAAUAGCAUAGAAUUAACUACCUGAGACCCAAAAUACCAUUCUAACAAAGCCUAUCUUUGUAUCAUAUUGUAUUGUAUAUUCCCUCCUUUUAGUCCUCAGAGAGAAACUUCAGCUACAAACUAUUGCCUGAUGUUUUUAGACAUGUAUAAAUUACCAUGUAAUUUUCAUUGGUUUUAAACUUUUGACACAGAACCCCAAAUGGACAUUUUUGAUGCAUGAUCUUUCUUUGUAGUCAAAUUGUGCUCAAAUAAAAAAAAAACAAACAAGAAAAAAAAGCCCUGUUUAGCAUAUCAACUGAAAUUGGUAUAUUAGUGAUACAAAUUUGUUAUUUUAGUGAAACUAAAGUUGCAGAAAGGUAUUCUGUAACUGUGGGCUUGUAAAAUAAUUUCCUUAGCUUUCUAUAUCCCUUUAAAAUUAAAAAAUAUAUAUAUUAUCGGAGACAGCGGAGGUAGCUCAGUUGAUUGAGAGCUAAGCUUAGAGACGGGAUGUCCUGGGUUCAAAUUUGGCCUCAGAUACCUUCUAGCCAUGUGACCCUGAGCAAGUCGCUUAACCCCUAUUGCUAGUGCUUACCAUUCUUCUGUCUUGGAACCAAUACAUAGUAUUGAUUCUGAGGUGGACAGUAAAGGUUUUUAGGGGAAAAUAUUAUCAAGGAGGACUUUAAAAUACUUUAAAACUCAUUCCCAAAAGUUGAAAAAAGAUGUUGUCGUCCACCUCCCCCCACUUCUGCUCCCCCACCCCCCAGUUAUCAGAGGUAAGUUUGUAUGAUUAUAUUAAAGUUCCCUUUGUUUAUGUCAUUUGCCACCUGUUCUUUGAUCUCCUGAUUAAUAUUAACUGUAUGGUCAACAACUCUCAACUUAGUGAUUACUAAGAUGUGUUGCUGGCUGUUCAACCCCAUUGACAAUUGCUGGUGUCGGUCUAAUUGGUCAGUCAAUGAGCAUUUAUUAAUCAUUUACUAUGUGCUCUGUAUUUUGCUAAGCCCUGUAAAAGCAAAAGAUAAUCCCUGCCCUUAAGAAGCUCACAUUCCUUUGCCUUAUGUAAUCAAUACCUGAGUAACAGGCGGUAUAUGUGGCCCACAAAGUGCAUAUUCCAUUGGUGGAGAAAGGGCAGGAAUUACAAAUCUAUGCUCUUAUGUUUUAACUCCUUCACAUCACAGUUACUAUUAUGUGGUGUUUGGAAGGGAGAGACAUGAUUUCUCAAUCUUCAAUGCUAAUGGCACCAAACAUUGUAACCUCUGAUGUGUAACUUUGAUAAUAGUGUAUUUUUGUAGUUAUGCCUCUUUCAGUGACAGCUUAGAGCUGGGAUAAACAGAAACUUGCAGUAUUAUUUUAAAAGAGAAUGGAUUUGAGUUUAAAUGUUUAUUUUAGGCUUCCUGAAUAAUGCAAAACUUUCAUACUGAUUUUGCUAUGUUAUGAGAAUUUUUGUUUUAUUCUAGAUAUCUUCAAAUUAGUGGGAAAACAACCAUAAGAAGUCACCAAAUACUCAUAUUACAGGUUCAUGCUGUGUAUUGCAGUGUAGCCCUGCUUUUCCCACUGCCUAUAAAAGAUGUGAUUUGGGGCAUAAUUAUUGAUUAAAUUGUUGAUCAUUAUGCUGAAUUAUAUUCUGUAUUUAAUCCUACAAUACUCUGUAGUCCAAUAAUUUGCUAUUUUACAUUUUUAAUGACUUUGUUUUUAAGGGUGUGAUUUGUAAGCAAUUUUUAUAUGCAAUGUAGAUUUACUUUUUUUAACAAAAUAAACUUUAAAAAAAUUUGGAGGUUAAUGUACUUCAGAGGAAAAUUGUGGAACUUUUUGGCCAAUGCAAUAAAAUAUCUUUUAAAAGUAA
Monodelphis domestica (gray short-tailed opossum) is the source of this 12233-nucleotide messenger RNA. RefSeq names its product solute carrier family 16 member 10 (gene SLC16A10). Gene Ontology annotation, molecular function: transmembrane transporter activity. The record is from RefSeq and is a predicted model, not a curated record. Gene Ontology annotation, biological process: transmembrane transport. Gene Ontology annotation, cellular component: basolateral plasma membrane. NCBI's taxonomy places the organism in Eukaryota, Metazoa, Chordata, Mammalia, Didelphimorphia, Didelphidae.